AUGGUGUUACUCAACCUGCUGACGCUGGGACUCUGGUCAAAGGUCGGACGAUUGACACACUACGCCUUCGACGCCGUUCUCCUCUCCGCCUUUCUUGCGGGCAUGAAGCGGUCGACGGGAUUGACGCCUAGUUUCAAGACGGACAAAGUCGCUGGUGAAAACAAAGAAGUAUCGAAAUGGAUCGACAAGUAUCUCGGCGUCGGUGAGUGGGUGAUGGACCAGUCAGUCGCCAUCGCCGGCUCCAGCGGCUUCUUCGAGCGCACUCGAUGA
This is a messenger RNA of Hirsutella rhossiliensis, 270 nucleotides long. RefSeq lists its product as uncharacterized. The transcript has 4 exons. The coding region runs from base 1 to 270 and encodes 89 amino acids. Gene Ontology annotation, cellular component: cytoplasm. The record is from RefSeq and is a predicted model, not a curated record. Lineage: Eukaryota; Fungi; Ascomycota; Sordariomycetes; Hypocreales; Ophiocordycipitaceae.